Microplitis mediator is the source of this 819-nucleotide messenger RNA. RefSeq lists its product as uncharacterized. Bases 46 to 399 code for a protein of 117 amino acids. The record is from RefSeq and is a predicted model, not a curated record. NCBI's taxonomy places the organism in Eukaryota, Metazoa, Arthropoda, Insecta, Hymenoptera, Braconidae. The transcript has 3 exons.
GUCAUUAGGAGUAUUACACCUGAAGAAUUUUAACAUAAAACAAUCAUGAAGCUCUUAGUCUUUACUGUAGUAGUCAUUGUACUAUUCUCAUUUUCACCUUCCAGAAAAGCUAAUCCUUGUGUCUGGGAUACAAUGCCAUCAAGGUUUAUGACUCCUGAUGAUUCCCCGGACCCUGUAAUAUGUAGCAUGUGUACAGCGCAUCAAGUAUGCCUUUCAGAAGAAAAGCGUGAAUGGAAGUGCACAAGUUUUGGGUAUGCAGGAUGUGCUUGGGCAUCAGAUUGGAACUCUUCAGAGCGGAAAAUAAAGUGCAACAAGCCAAAUACUCACGUCUUUUACAAGAAUGGAGGAUAUACUUUUGAUUAUGACAAUAGAAAUUCACAAAUUAAUCUGUGGGGUUAAAUUGUGUAUUUAAAGCAAAAUUUACCUUAAAAAGCUAUACACGGAAUAACGUCAAUAGAUAAUCGUUUUCUCAGAUGAUUUUAUGUAUUUUAAUCCAAAAACUUUGUAUGAACUCACUUUUUAAUAAAAAUAUUUCAUGUAUACACUAAAAUUUAAAAAAAUAUAUUUUCUGUAUGACCUAAACUGAAAACUAAAUAAAUUUAGUAUGAUUUCAAAAUUUGUUAGAAACUGAUUUUCAAAUUUCAUUAGUAAACGUAGCAACAAAACUGCAGCAAAAUAAAAACUAUACAAGAAUCAAACUUUUGAAAGUAAUGUUAAGAAACCGACAGCAAUCGAUUAUAAAAAAAAAACAACCUACAAUAUUUGACAUAAAAAUCAAAUUAAUAAUUAAAAGUUGAAUAAAAGUUUAUAUGUAAUAAA